GCUGCAAAAUCAGCGAUCUUGGUCUGUUCGUGUUUGAGAAACGCCGUAAUAAAGUGGUACCUGUCCCCGUCCUCAUAUCUGCCCCAUCGUAGACGCUAGAACCGGGAUGGCGUCCUCCAUGAGACUCCUGGUGUGCGGCGAUGUCGGCGGUCAGUUUGACAAACUUUUUGACCGCGUGUCGAGGGUCAAUGAGAAGCACGGGCCUUUUGACAUGCUGCUUUGCGUCGGCGACUUCUUCGGGCCCGACACUUCGCUAUGGCUUCAAUACAAGCUCAGCGGCCGCAAGGUCCCCCUGCAGACAUACGCCGUUGGCAUCACGCCCGAGUCGUAUUCAGACUCGGACCUCGCGGACAACGUCGUCCACUUGGGUUCCCGUGGAAUAUUUACCGGUGCUUCGGGACUCAAGAUUGCCUACUUUUGCGGAAACGAGAGUAAAGAUGGCAAACCUUCCAGGGGCGAGUUUGUCAAGAAGGAAGCGGUCGAAUUCUUGACCCCGAUCGUCGAAAGUACAAGCCACAAGGGCAUAGACCUGUUCAUCACAUCCCAGUGGCCGAAGAACGUGAGCAAAUACGCUCACACCGCGUCCGCUGAAGAAGAAAAUGGUUCGGACGUCAUAUCUCUACUCGCCUUCUUUCUCCGGCCUAGAUGCCACUUCACGUCAUCCGGAGACACAUACUACGAGAGGACUCCGUACAGGAACCACAAGGUGCUCCAGGAGCAAGCUCGCCACGUUACGCGAUUCAUAUCACUGGCCUCCGUCGGCAACGCGACCAAGGCCAAGUGGCUUUACGCCUUCUCGAUGGAUCCCAUGUCGAGCAUUACGAAUGCGGAGCUCGUGAAGCAGCCCACCGACGUGACCGAAUGUCCGUACGAGUUCAGCGAGUCGGACCUCAAGGACGCGUCAUCCAAGUCGCAGCAGUUCUUCUACGACCUCACGCCGGCCGCGGAAAAGGGCAAGAAACGAAACCGCGAUUCCGGAGACAGGCAAGAGCGCAAGAAGCGACCCCCUCCAGCCCCCAAGGGACCCUGCUGGUUUUGCCUGGCCAGUCCCGAAGUGGAGAAACACCUGGUCAUCAGCAUCGGCGAAAGCUGUUACCUGGCGCUGGCCAAAGGAGCGCUCACUCCGGAUCACGUGCUCAUACUGCCCAUCGGUCACCAUCAGAGUACGGUCGAAUUGGACGAGGAGACACUGGAAGAUGUCGUGAAGUUCAAGGAAAGCUUGAAGCAGUACUUCAAAUCAAAGAAUAAGCGACCUGUCUUUUUCGAAAGGAACUAUAAGAGCUCCCACCUGCAGAUCCAGGUCGUGCCUGUGCCCGAGCCGUUGAUGUUAGGUCUCCAGUCCGUGCUAGUGGACUACGGCAUGUCGCUCGGUGUAGACUUAGACGAAAUACCCCGAAACUCGAGCCUUCGCCAGAUUGUGGACCCCGGGCGGCCCUACUUCUACAUGGAGUUUGAUAACACCAAGUUGCUGCAUAGGAUUAAGAAGAACUUUCCUCUCCAGUUCGGCAGGGAAGUGCUGGCUUGUGAAGAAGUUCUUAAUCUGCCGGACAAAGCAGACUGGAAAGACUGCAAAAUGUCUAGAGAUGAGGAAGUGGCGAUGGUGGCUGAAUUUCGAAAACAGUUUGAGCCCUUUGACUUUACGUUGUGAUGCAUUGUAUGCGUUGUAAAUAGACAAGAUAACAUUGGUGGCUUAUCAUGUGGGCUCAUUUCUAUAUUUAGCUUUGGAGAUGUAGUAAAGCUCAUGUCAUUAUACCCAUAGCAUAGAAAGGAACACAUGAAUGUUACACGUUACCUGAAAACGAAUUUCCAGGUGAAAAUUUGUGUGGCAAAUGACAAGAAAGAGGUAAAAACAGCCUGACCAGCUGUGCGAUGUGCUAAUUCCAACACAUCAUUAUUGUCACUAUCUUUGUCUGUAGCCCUACUACUAGUCUCUUUGUCUGCACAUUAACAAAGAAAGCAAAACUGCCAACAACAUAAAAAUGUUCACCUCAAUAAUAUUCAAAAAAUGUGCAUCUAUUUUAUUCUCAUUAUGUGUAUAAUAACAGUAACAUGAACUUAGAAAAUUGUCUUAAUUUUUUUUAUUUGUUUUGAACUAUGAAGCUUCACGUGAGCAAAUACCACAUCAGUCACUCAAGAAGGCUUAACACAAGGCAAACAUUAAGCUACACUUAAAUUUUGAGAAGGAUGCACGCUAAAAUUAAUAAAAAUAAAGAUAAACUAUUAACAAUAUUUAGAAGUUAAUGACUUCAUACUUUCUCUUCAGACCUAGGAAAUUAAAGAACAUAAAAAUAUA
Molecule: messenger RNA, 2293 nt
Organism: Rhipicephalus microplus (southern cattle tick)
Lineage: Eukaryota; Metazoa; Arthropoda; Arachnida; Ixodida; Ixodidae
Product: CWF19-like protein 1
Biological process (GO): mRNA splicing, via spliceosome
Cellular component (GO): post-mRNA release spliceosomal complex
Molecular function (GO): hydrolase activity; RNA lariat debranching enzyme activator activity
Source: RefSeq, a predicted model, not a curated record